UCCCAAUAUUCUCCAUCACUACUACAGGCAUUUCUCUCCUCUCAUCACCUCUAGAAUUUCUAUUAAUUACCACUGCAGUUUAGAAACUUUCUGGGGGUUUGAGAGAUGGCUUCCAAGAGCAAUGCUUCACUUGCUCUCUUCUUUUUAAUCAAUAUUCUCUUCUUUGCUCUUGUUAGUGCUUGUAGCACUUGCCCAAAACCAAAGCCCCCGCCCUGCCCUCCACAAGGCAAGUGCCCCAGAGAUGCUCUCAAACUAGGUAUAUGUGCCGAUGUCCUCGGUGGAUUGCUUAAUCUUACUGUGGGUACUCCUCCGGUGACUCCAUGCUGCAGCCUCAUCCAAGGCCUUGUUGAUCUUGAAGCUGCUGUUUGCCUUUGCACUGCCAUCAAAGCAAACAUUUUGGGCAUCAACCUCAACAUCCCUCUUUCUCUAAGCUUACUCCUCAACGUUUGCUCCAAAAAUGUCCCCAAGGACUUCCAAUGUGCCUAAACAAUUCAAUUUCUUCUCCUCUUCGUGGGUUUGGUUCACUAGAUCUGCAUUAAGUUGUGAGUUCUAGGAUAAUAACUAAGACAGUGGCGUAGGUCUGUGAAACUUCCUCCUUUCCAUUUGUCAUAGCCUUUGUGAUCUGUUUGAUUUGAUGGUGUGCGAAACUUCCUCGUUUCCUUUGUACCAUGCUUGCUUUUGGUGUAAUUUUACCGCAAAUGAAAUUCGUUACUUACUGGGUUAAUUAA
Messenger RNA from Diospyros lotus (date-plum), 728 nucleotides. Its product is annotated as 14 kDa proline-rich protein DC2.15-like. Bases 106 to 486 code for a protein of 126 amino acids. NCBI's taxonomy places the organism in Eukaryota, Viridiplantae, Streptophyta, Magnoliopsida, Ericales, Ebenaceae. The record is from RefSeq and is a predicted model, not a curated record. The transcript has a single exon.